Messenger RNA from Diaporthe batatas, 3846 nucleotides. RefSeq lists its product as uncharacterized. The coding region runs from base 934 to 3249 and encodes 771 amino acids. NCBI's taxonomy places the organism in Eukaryota, Fungi, Ascomycota, Sordariomycetes, Diaporthales, Diaporthaceae. The record is from RefSeq and is a predicted model, not a curated record. Gene Ontology annotation, molecular function: 3-dehydroquinate dehydratase activity. The transcript has a single exon.
GCUCGGGUCCCUGAUGCGGGAAUCCGACUACUUCUACUUACCCACUACUCCAAACAUCACAUCAGUCGGCCUCCUGACAUCUGUUUCCCCCUUCGAUACCACACGCAUGCGUCUGUCCUUUCGGCCUCCAGCACACCCGGCUACCAUUCGCAGACGCCUCGGGCCUUGGGCUUGCGUGACUCCUCCAGCGAAGGACGGUCUGGAUCUAACGUCACGAGAUCGGUCUACAGCCGCAAUGACAUGACUGGAAUGCGCCGGAAUCAUAUGUGGAAUAACGUCGCCUCUGCACACCAACCGGCGUCGGCCAAUUGACGCUGUCAGCUCCAAACAACCUAUUGAGAAUUUCUCCAGGCCCCUUCUUCUCACUUGGCCUUGCAUAUCCAACCAAAAUUCCCCGGGGCACUGAGGGUGUUCUCAUCAGCGCCGCCUGUCAGUCAACCGGCCCAACCGCAUACCUUCUAUCAACUCGCGAAGAGGGACGCAGCCUGUCGCGCACCACCAAACCGAGUAAGCUUGCACCGCCCUACUCUCCCACUCAGGCAUUCUUUACAAGAGGUCGGAACUCUCAAACGGCACAACUUGCGUUGCGGCCCGCUAUCCUUUAUCUGCCGCCACGCGACCCUCCAUAGCCCGUCCUACAUGGGCUGUUAAUCUUGGAGCCAGGGCUCCAGCUUUCCGCCCCGCUCUGUACAAUCUUUUACACUGCUGGUCACUUUGCCAUGCGCCAUUGGGAACACAGAAACAUUUCACAAAUACAGUGGUCAACUACAGAGUGGCACCACCGUGGCCCUCAGCCUUGGAUACUAAGAGCAGCGCAAAGGUUUCUGAAAGUCGACCGGUUUCCGUUGCCAUAAUUUGAUCUGCUGUUGUCAAAGCGACGACGCUCGCAUAAUUCGCAGUGCUCUUGGCGGGCUAAUAUCACCGGAACAAAAAAUGACGACGGCCGUACAACAGCUUGAGACGAUGCCGACGCCGGCGAGACCUAAGAGUUUGGUCGCCGGUUUCUCAAACAAUGGCGAUGCUGAAAUGGAGAUGAACGGUCACUCACCGCCGAUCUUGACCACCACCACAUUUGGCAGCGGACCUCAAAGGGGCGACACAAGGAUAGUCGUCAUCAUAUACGGGACCGGCCAGGACAAGAUCGUGUCCAUAUUCGCUGAGAUCCUGGGGAAGCCUCAGCGACUUAUUGACGCUUUCAGAGACGUCAACGAGGCGGACCAAGGGCUGGUCGUUGGUAUACCUGCAGACAAGGCGAAGACGGACAUUGCAGACCGUGAUCAGGGGCUCGUUGUGGCUAUCAACGCACACUGGGUGAACCUGGGCAUGCCGCCGGACAAGCUUCUAUCCGCGCAGUGUGACUAUGAGUUUCUUUAUACCGAAGCACCUUCUUUCCGAAGGGACCUGUCGAGGUUCAUCUCCUUCACCUUGGGCCAGCUCAACCACCACGAGACACUUAUGGCAAAGUCAAGGACAUACUUCAUAUCAACCACCUUCCCAGACGUGCGGGCAGCCCUGCCAAAUCUGGACAUCCUGACGGUCGGGGCAGAUGCUGUUGAGAUCCGUGUCGAUCUGUUGAAGGAGCCCCUUGGGGACGGCACGUAUUCAGACAUACCAAGCUUGAGCUAUGUUGGCCAGCAGGUCAUGCUUUUGCGACAGAGUACAGAGCUCCCUAUCAUAUUCACGACAAGAUGUACGAGAGAAAAUGGACGAUUCCCUAUGGAUGAUCCUAACCUAUACUACGAAUACCUGCACAGAGCCAUCAAGUGGGGUGUAGAGUACAUCGACGUCGAGCUCUGGCUGCCCGAAACCAUUAGGAAGUCACUUUGGGAACAGAGAGGGAGCAGUCGAAUAAUGUCUGCGUUUCACGACUUCUCUGGCACUUUCAAGUGGCCUUCGAGAUACGCCGAGGAGAUAUUCGUGGAAUCCCAGAAAUAUGCAGACAUCAUCAAAAUGAUCGCAAUCAUCAACGACCACAACGAGAACUUCGAGCUUGAAUAUUUCCGAUCGAAGAUGAAGGCCGACUACCCAGACUCACCGCCCUUCUCGGGCGUCAACAUGGGCGAGACUGGACAAUUCUCCAGAACCUUGAACAAGGUCUUCACCCCUAUCACGCAUCCGCUGCUGCCAAUCAUAGCCGCACCCGGGCAGAUGAGUGCGGCCGAGAUAAACGCAGCGCUGUCUUUGCUCGGUCAGCUGCCCAAGAAGAGUAUCUACGGCAUCAGCAGCCCAGCCAGCCGCAGCGCGACACCACAGGCCCCCUUCUACGAGAAAUGCUUCAACGAGCUCGGCUUGCCACACCACUUCGCAGUGGUAGAAAGGCAGGCCAAGGGUAACGGCGGCAUGGAGGCGUGGUGUAACCAGAAGAACUUUGGGGGUGCCUACCUCCAACCGCCAGUCUCCUUCCAUAGCCUGGUCGGGAACAGCCCAUUCUUCGCCUCCGUCAACGGCGGCGCCGGCCCCAUACUCAGCGAGGCGGCCCGGGUGAUCGGUAUGGUCGACACGAUCGUCGUGCGGCCAGGGGCGUCCUCGCCGUCGCCGUCCUCGGCGCCGGCGUCGAUGCCCUCGAGCCCACGUAAUGGCCACGCGCGGAUGGACUCGCUGGGCCACCUGGGCGGCGACUCGGGCCUCUCGCCCAACACCACGCUCAUCUUCGACAACGCCCUCUGGCGAGGCGUGCUCAGCACGCUGACGCGCGACCUCGCGCCGUCAGCCUACUUCGGCAGGGCGGCCGUGGUGCUAGCAUCGUCGUCCGAUGACGCCGCGAGCGUCAUCUUCGCGCUCAAGGCCCUGCGCGUGGGGAAGAUCUACACCGUGGGCUUCAAGACACCUCCAGCGCUGGCCUACGGCCUGACCAUCGAGCCGUUCAACUCGCUCGAGUCCCUCCAGCGGGCGCGCAUGGUCGGCGCUACUGACGACGCCGCGUCGCCCUUCGUGGUCGUCAGUGCCCUCGGCCCGGAGAAGGCUAACAUCGUCGGCAUGUUGAUCCGGGUCUUUGGCGGCGGGGCCAACAACAAGGCACGCGGUUCAGGAUCCGGGUCGGCGCGCAAGGUCUUCCUCGACCUAGCCGACGGCGGCAUGGCUGUGGCCCGCAAGGCCGACCCGGGAAUCGUCGCCGAGCAGAGCGGUUUCACAGCCUACGGCGUCGCAGACACGGCCGCGUUCGCGACGGUCGAGACGCUGAGGCUGUUGGUGGGCCAGAACGUACCGUACAGCUUUGUCAGGCUGGCGAGCGGGCGAGGCAUGUUCUGAAAACCUGAUGGGAAAGCACCUGAGCCUCGCAAGCACCGUCCGAUGCGCUCCGCGGAAGCCCCUGCCUGACUUCGGGCUGCUUCAGGAGCCAUGCGCUGAUGGGUCGGCGUAGGUUAGGGGAUAUGCGGGACCCUGUGUGUGGGUAACGACGUGGAGCUGCCUCGCCUUUACAUGCUACAGUACAGCCCGCGCAUAAUGGGCCCCGGCGAUGCACCUGGGGAGCUGGAAAGUCAUGUAUCCGGAAGGCGGCGCUUCACGAGAGCGUUCGGGGAUACUGAGUCGCGUGUGAUGGAGUCGCUCCUUGUUGGUGCAGGAAUGGGCCUUUUUUGCUUUGGUCCUGUCCGCUGCAUCCCGAGUCUCUUUUCCGACCGGAUGCUUUCUUCGGAAAGGUCGACGGGUGGGAGCGUUUGUGAUGGCACUAUACCGCCGCUCAAUGGCACCAAGGCGGUGGGUAGACAGACAGCUGGAUGUGGCCCAGAAGGGGGGUGGGCGCACAACACUGGGGGCGGGAGGGCAUCCCCAUCAGGAAUGAUCAGGGCAAGAGUCAGCGGUGGAGCCAGAGGCCCCAUGGGGUAUGGGAGCAAGCAUAGCAUCGGC